AUGGAGCUCCAAUCCAUUCUACUGCUUCUUCCACUCAUCAUCUCUCUUCCUUUUUGCUCUUCAUCUACAGACACCAUAAGAUUCAACGAAUCUCUUGCAGACGGCCAAGUACUAGUUUCCAGUGGAGAAAAGUACACCCUCGGCUUCUUCCGCCCCGGCAGCUCAAGAAAUCGAUACCUCGGAAUUUGGUUCACCAAACUUCCGACCCGGGUCGUCGUUUGGGUCGCCAAUCGAGACAAUCCGAUCAACGACACUACCGGCUCGCUCUCCAUCGACGCCGCUCGAGGAGGCUUGAUUUUGCAACAGGGGAGCAGGAACAUGACUACUCCUGCUCCCCUCUGGUCUACAAACGUCUCCACCGCCGGACAAAAUCCGGUGGUGGCACGACUGUUAGACGAAGGGAAUCUCGUCCUGCUGCAGCAGCAGCAGGACGGGGAUCAGGUCCUGUGGCAGAGUUUCGACCAUCCGACCGACACGGUCCUGCCCAACAUGGUGCGGAAAACAGGACCGGACUACGCGGUCCGGUCCUGGAAGUCCCCUGACGACCCUGCAGCAGGGGACUGGUCCUACGUCCUGGAAUCGAACGGGUCGCCGCCUCAGCUGAUGCUGUACGAAGGUCGGACCAAGCGGUGGCGGAGCGGACCGUGGAACGGAGUCGCCUGGUCCGGGGUCCCGGACAUGUCUAGGAUCACCUUCUUCAACAUCAGCGUCGUGGUCAACGACAGCGAUUCGACUUUCGUCUGGGGACUUCGGAAUGAUCCUACUCUAAUAGCCCGGGUGUACUUGGAUCCGGAGGGGAUUUUGAACCGAGCAAUUUGGCAGGACAAGGAUGCGCGGUGGAACGAGAUCUUCAGGUAUCCGAAGGAGACGUGCGACUGGUAUGGACACUGCGGGCAGAAUGGGAACUGCGACCAGAACAAGGAUGCAGGGGCUUUCUUCUGCAGCUGCCUCCCGGGGUUCGAGCCGAGGUCUCUGGGCGACUGGUACCUGAGGGAUGGCUCGGGAGGGUGCGCCAGGAAGCGAACGGGGAGCCUGAGCUGUGGAAGGGACGGUGGAGGCGAUGGGUUUGUGAAAUUGGAAAAUGCUAAAGUUCCUGACACGACGACGGGGAGAUUGUACGCGGGUAUGGAUUUGAAAAACUGCGAGCAGGAGUGUCUGAGGAACUGUUCCUGUACGGCUUACGCGAGUUCUAAUUUGACGAGCGGGAUUGGGUGCAUCGUACUGUACGGGGAUCUGAUGGAUACGAGAGUGUUUGCUGGUGGUGGGCAGGAUGUGUAUGUGCGAGUGAAUGCGGCUGAGUUAGCUGAAUACAGGAAAAGGUUGAAAGGAGACAAUGGGAAGAAGAAGGUUUUAGCGAUUGCAUUGGCCUCUGUGGCUGCGGCCAUCAUGUUGGUGGUUUCAGUUGCGUAUUAUUGCCUCUGGAGAAGGAAAAGAAAAGGAAACAAAGAAGAGACUAAUCGUACGAUUCCGAAAAUAGAAUCCGAAUCCGAGAAGGAAAGUUUGUACGAAGAUAAAGAUUCGUCGGUGCCAAUUUUUGAUGUGCUUGACAUCUUUGCUGCCACGAAAGAUUUCUCUUUGGCCAGCAAACUUGGACAGGGAGGUUUUGGCACCGUUUACAAGGGUGUACUUUCUAGCGGACAAGAAAUAGCCGUGAAAAGAUUGUCUAAGACCUCGAGGCAAGGAAUUCGAGAAUUCAAGAAUGAAGUACGGCUAGUUUCCAAACUCCAACAUAAGAACCUAGCAAGGCUGUUUGGUUGUUGCAUCCAUGGAGAGGACAAAAUGUUGAUCUAUGAGUAUUUGUCAAACACAAGCCUCGACCUCUUCAUAUUUGAUAAAAGGAGAAGCUCGUUAUUGGAUUGGAUGAGACGAUUUGAAAUUAUCAUUGGAAUUGCUCGAGGUUUAUUGUAUCUGCAUCAAGAUUCGAGGUUGAAAAUCAUCCACAGGGAUCUUAAAGCAAGCAAUGUUCUACUAGACGCUGCAAUGAAUCCUAAGAUUUCAGAUUUUGGGAUGGCUAGAUUAUUUGGAGAAGAUCAAAUAGAGGCCAAUACAAAUAGAAUUGUUGGAACCUACGGAUACAUGUCACCAGAAUAUGCAAUGGAGGGUCUCUACUCAACCAAAUCAGAUGUUUUCAGCUUUGGAGUUCUGACACUUGAGAUCGUGAGUAGUAGACGAAGCAACCAAUGUUACCAAGAAAGUCCAUCAUUAAGCCUGAUUGGUCAUGUGUGGGAGUUGUGGAGAGAAGGAAGAGCAUUGGAAAUUGUAGAUCCAUCAACGAUGGGAGAAUCAUGUUCUAUCGAUCAAAUCAUGAGGUGCAUUCAGAUAGGUCUUUUAUGCGUUCAAGAAUCUCCAUCCGAUCGACCAACUAUGUCAAAUGUUGUCUUCAUGUUGGGCAAUGAAACCACUCUUCCAUCUCCGGGGAAGCCGGCAUUCAUACUCCAAAGGAAGCAUGAUGAUGCAAACUCAGUUGCAACUAAUGUCACCGGAUCAUCGACAGAUCCUUCAACCAACCAAAUGUCAGGUACACUAUCCAGUGGGCAAGAAAUAGCAGUGAAAAGGUUGUCUCAAACUUCAAGACAAGGAAUUGGCGAAUUUAAGAAUGAAGUACGAUUAGUUUCCAAACUCCAACACAAGAAUCUAGCAAGGAUAUUUGGUUGUUGCAUUCACGGAGAGGACAAGAUGUUGAUAUAUGAGUACUUGUCAAACAGAAGCCUCGACUUCUUCAUCUUUGAUAAAACGAAAGGGGUGAUAUUGGACUGGAUGAGACGAUUUGAAAUCAUCAUAGGGAUUGCUCGAGGUUUAUUGUAUCUGCAUCAAGAUUCAAGACUGAAAAUCAUCCACAGAGAUUUAAAAGCAAGCAAUGUUCUGCUGGAUGCUACAAUGAACCCAAAAAUUUCAGAUUUUGGGAUGGCUAGGUUAUUCGGAGAGGAUCAAAUAGAGGCCAAUACAGAAAGAGUUGUUGGAACCUAUGGGUACAUGUCUCCAGAGUAUGCAAUGGAAGGCCUUUAUUCGACAAAAUCAGAUGUUUUUAGCUUUGGAGUCUUGACACUUGAGAUUGUGAGCAGCACGAGGAGCAAUCAGUGUUACCAAGGAAGUUCAUCAUCUAGCUUGAUUGGUCAUGUGUGGGACUUGUGGAGUGAAGGAAGAGCAUUGGACAUGGUGGAUUCAUCAACAAUGGGAGAAUCAUUUUCCACGGAACAAGUCAUGAGGUGCAUUCAAAUAGGACUCUUGUGUGUCCAAGAAUUCCCGACAGAUCGACCGGCUAUGUCAGACGUUGUUUUCAUGUUGGGAAAUGCAACUACCCUUCCAUCUCCCAAAAAGCCAGCAUUCGUACUCAAUAAAAAGUAUGAUGAUGCAGAUCCAGCAACGAGCAGUGCCACUGGAUCAUCGGGAGUUCCUUCAGUUAACCGCGUAUCAAUAACCACUUUGGUAGCUCGAUGAUAUAUAGACGACAACCAUAUAUUGUAAGAGAAACAAAUUGGUGUUUCACUAUUCAUAAUUUCUUUUGUGUAAUUGCUAAUACUAGACAACUCUGUGCUUCUGGAUCUUUAGCUCUGCUUUGUUCAGCACAGAGGUACAAAUGUACAAUCAAACUAUGGGAAGAAGAAAACUUUAAUUGGUGAC
This is a messenger RNA of Linum tenue, 3621 nucleotides long. The record is from the annotation of a GenBank genome assembly. Lineage: Eukaryota; Viridiplantae; Streptophyta; Magnoliopsida; Malpighiales; Linaceae.